Messenger RNA from Notodromas monacha, 2894 nucleotides. Lineage: Eukaryota; Metazoa; Arthropoda; Ostracoda; Podocopida; Cyprididae. The record is from the annotation of a GenBank genome assembly.
GACUCGGCACUGAGUGACGACGUCGGCCCGACUGUGCAGCAGGACGGCAAGCACUCGUUGCUCCAGUUUGCCCUGCUUCAUUUCCGAGAUGGCGAUAAGAUGGACAUUGUGAUUUCGCCGGACGGGUCGAUUCAGGGUUCGUUGAAGACGAAGGAAAUGAAAAGCAAACGGAAGGGCAAGAAAUCCAAAGACGGCAUGACGGAAUGGACCUGGAGGGAAAUGGUGGACAUGGUGAAGUUCACAAGGUCGCCGAUUCAGAACUCUUUGCUGAAGUUGGAGUCGUCUGAGCUCAACCGAUUGGCAGUCGAAUGUUUCUUGGCCGUGAUGCGGUACAUGGGCGACUACCCCAUGGCCUCGCCGGGAUCAAAAGAUCCGCAACAGACCGAAGUUGAUUGCGUUUACGCUCUGCUCAGGAACUGUUAUAAUCACAAAGAGCUCCGAAAUGAGGUGUAUUGCCAAGUGAUGAAGCAGACAACGAACAACAAGAGUGCUCGACCAGACUCCGCACAACGCGGCUGGAGAUUGUUCUCGAUCCUCGCCGCGUAUUUCACAUGCACGAACCUGUUGCGUCCGUACUUGUUCAAGUAUCUGGAGAACGCUGCGUAUGACAAGCGUCGAGCUUAUCACGGUACGUUAUUAUUGUCCGUGUUCUUCUUCUCUGUCCUGCCCUGUCCCGCAUUUCUCCAUGUGGACAUGGUGAAGUUCACAAGGUCGCCGAUUCAGAACUCUUUGCUGAAGUUGGAGUCGUCUGAGCUCAACCGAUUGGCAGUCGAAUGUUUCUUGGCCGUGAUGCGGUACAUGGGCGACUACCCCAUGGCCUCGCCGGGAUCAAAAGAUCCGCAACAGACCGAAGUUGAUUGCGUUUACGCUCUGCUCAGGGCUUUACUCCACAUAACGGUUCACUACUUCGUCUGUUGCUUGUUGUUCUCACGAGCUGGUCUGAGGCGUGUUGCGCCGACCAGAUUGUUCUCGAUCCUCGCCGCGUAUUUCACAUGCACGAACCUGUUGCGUCCGUAUUUGUUCAAGUAUCUGGAGAACGCUGCGUAUGACAAGCGUCGAGCUUAUCACGGCACGGCCCUGGUGUGCUUACAAAACCUGAGAAAAACGUUCAAGUACGAGGGCAGGAAGAACGUGCCGAGCAUUGAAGAAAUCACGGCCAUAACUGCGGGCAGAAACUCCAAGCGACAGAUUUAUCGACUUCCCGGUGGCACAGAACGUGUCAUCAACACGAAGUCCACAACCGUUGUUCAGGACAUUAUCGAGGAAAUUUGCGGAGUGUUGAAUAUCCACAAUCCGGACGAGAUGGAGGAAUAUUCCUUGUACUGCAUCGUUGAAGGCGACACUUUUACCGUGCCAUUGGCCAGGAAUGAAUACAUCCUGGACGUCACUACGGAGUUGCACAAGAAGCAGCACAUAUUCUACUUGAUUUUCUGCCGCUCCGUUUGGCACUACCCGUUGAGGCUGGAUAAUCAGCUGUACAUUGAGCUCGUGUUUAAUCAAAUCGCCCCCGAUUAUCUUGAGGGAUUGUUGCUUGUCAUGCCAGGCGAGGCGCUGCAACAGGACUACGUGUACGAUAUCGCCAAGAUUGCAGCUUUGCUGCAUCGCGCCACAGACAUGGAACAUUUGCCCACUAUGAAGGAGGUCAAGUUUGUGCUGCCGAAGCCGGCUUUGACGAUAAGAGAUAUCAAGCCGCCUCAAUGGGUGAAUUUGGUGCAGAGUUCUUGGAAAGAGAUCGUUGAAGAGAAUGGCAUCACUCCAAUUCAGGCGAAGGCUCAAGUUCUGGCAUUCCGGGUGCCAGUUAAAUUUGUUCUCGUAAACGAAAAGGAGACGCUGAUCUUCUAUCCGUUUGCGGAAAUCAUCUCGACGCGAAAGUCGAAAGCAGGAGAUGGGCCGAUGCUUCUGGACCUUAAGUGCGGCAAUUUGAUGCAACAAAAGGUGACCAGUAUACAGACUGACCAGGCGCACGAGAUCGCCAGGCUGAUUCGCCAGUACAUCUCUAUCGAACGAAGAACGAAUGGCAUGCGGCCUGCGAUGCCCGGGCGCAAAGAGCCCGACGGUUUGAGGGGUUGGUUCACGUUCAAAUAUAUUGACACUAGUUACUUCACCAACUUGGCCUUCAUAAUGAGAGUGACAGCUCAUCAAAUCAUAAUAAUGUCUCGGGGAGAAGGAGUUCGCACCACACCGAAACGACGAGCAUUUUCGGAGCAGCUGCCCUGGCUCGUAUAAUUUGUAGAUAAACAAAAGAAAGAUACCGAAAUGCGAUGUCCAACGAAUGUCUGAGUAUGCGUUACUUAUUAUUUUUUUUCGAAGAUUUGUUUUCUUUUAUUUUGGUGGACCUAUUAUAUAUUUUUGUUUCUUUUUUCAAGAGAGAGGAAGUGCAUUGCGUGGAAAUUUGUUCAAGGAUUUCAGAAAGAAUAAGGAUGGUUAAGAAUUUUUGGUGCUUACUUCAUAAGGUUGGACUCGUUAUACGAUUUGAGAUUUUAUUUCGACGAAAAACGGAAAAAGACAUCGAAUCCAUCCGUCCUUUAUCCUGACUUUGGUGUACUCUUGUAAAUGGAUUAAAGGAUCUUGACUCGAGGUUGGAAUCAUGAGACGUGUCGUGGUUUUAUGCAAUAAUGUUCGUUGGUGAUGCCGUGAACGAUAUGUGGGAUCCGGAUUUGUUUUAUUUUGCCGUCCUCUUUUUGCAACGAAAAUGGGCAAUGUGCCCAUUUUCCUGCUUUUUGUGUCUUUUACGCCAACAUUCCCGCGAGCCAGUGACGCUGAAGAGUUAUAUUACGCAGAUGACGGACAGUGUAUCGAAUAUUCUGGUUGUUUUCUCGGUUCAGAAUCCGUCCGAUUCGUGCCGUAAGAUUGUUGAAGAGGAAAGGAGAGCAUCGUAUUUUGGGCUUCCAAUA